CCAACAUGGCGGCGGCGGCGGCUCCUCCCGCUUCCCCGCCGGGCCCCGCUUCCUCACCGGGCCCCUCAUCCCCGCCGGGGCCCCGUUCGCCGCCGCCGCCGCCGCCCCCCCCUCAAGAUGUCGGCGGCGGCCCGGUCGCGCGAGGCGUGACGUAGUCAGGCCCCGCCGGCGGGAGGGGGGCGGGGGAGCGGCCGGAGCGGCGCAGGCGGCGGGACCGGGACCGGGAGCGGGACCGGGAGCGGAACCGGGAGCGGCGGCGGCGGCGGGCGGAGUCCCGGGGCGGCUCCUCAGGGCGUCAUGGCCCCGGCGCGGCGGCGGCGGCGCGGGGCGGGCGCGGGGCGGCGGCGGCGCUGAGCGGGAGCGGCCCCGCGGGCGCGGCCCCGGGGGUUCGGUCCGGUGGUGCCGGCAGUCCCCGCAGCGCCGCGUGCUGCUCGGCGCGGCGCCGCCGUCCCGGCGCGGAAUGGCCGAACGCAUCGACGACACCGACGACGCCGACAACGCCACCGUGACCCUCCCGAUGCCACCAGAGCCCGACCCCGACACCUUCCCCGACACCUUCCCCGACACCUUCCCCGCCCCGGCGCGUCCCCGGCGCGCCGAGGAUCCCUCCGGCUUCUACCGCGACGCCAAAACCGACGACGCCGACGCGGCGCCGGACGCGUUCUUCGGCGUCGAGGGCGAGGAGGAGCCCGGCUGCUUCUCCUCGCCGGCGCGGCACGAGCCCGGCGUGGGCCUGGAAGCGCACCACGAGCCCGAUGAGCCCGACCCCGCCCUGUCCGGAGCCGUCCCGGCCGCGGCGCACCGGACACAGCUCGGCGCGGCGGCCGAAGCGCCGCCGCCGUUCCCGCUGUUCCGGCCAUUGACCGCGGCCGCGGCGUGGCCGCCCGAGGGACCGUCCGAAAGCACUUUAGACUCGGCGCGGCCGGACGCGGCGCCGCCGGACAGCGACCGCGCCGAACCGGCGCCGGGAUCGCCUGAGGAUCGGCAUGGUGAGACGGAACCGAAGCCCGGCGCCGAACCGCGCCACCGCGGCGUCCAGCGGCUGGAGUGGAUCUCCAGGAGCCCCAGCCCGUCCUUCCACGACCCAACGCCGGACAAUGCGGCCGUUUCGGCGUUCCGCGCUCCGCCCGGCCGGGACGCGGCGCCGGCGUCGCGCCGAGCCAAAGCCAAACCCUCGGAGAGCCGCCGGCGCCGCGCCGAGCCGGAUGCGGCCCCGUGGGCGCCGCCGCAGCCGGAGGCGGUGGGGACGCAGACGUGGACGGUGAACGCCGAGGCCUCGGUGGAGCCGCGUUGCCGGGACGACGCGCCGGAGCCGGAGGACGCGCCGAGCGUCUUCACCUGCAUCGAGUGCAGCAUUUAUUUCCGGCGCCGGGAGCACCUGGUGGAGCACACGCUGCAGCACAACCGCGGCGCCGCGCGCGGCACCGACGCGCCCCACGGCCAACUCCGCUGCGCCGAGUGCGGCUGGACCUUCGGCGAGCCGGCGGCGCUGGAGCGGCACCGGCGGCUGCACCAGGAGUCGCGGGAGAGGAUCAUGGAGGAGAUCCGGAAGCUGAACGGGUUGCCGGACGGGUUGCCGGACGGGUUGCCGGACGGGUUGCCGGACGGGUUGCCGGACGGGUUGCCGGACGAGGGCCGCGAGGCGCGGCUCCAGUGCCCCAAGUGCGUCUUCGGCACCAACUCCUCCAAAACCUUCGUGCAACACGCCAAGAUGCACGUCCAGGAGCGCAAGGAGCACGCCGGGAGGAGCGCCGGCGUUUUCGGCGAGCGUCGCGACGCCGCCGCGAUCUACAAACCCUUCGCGGCCGAAACGCCGCCGGUGACGCCGCCCGGCAAAGCGCCGAGCGCCGCCUGCGCCCUCUGCGGCUUCCCGGCGCCCGACCGGCGCGUCCUCAAGGAGCACCUGAGCUUCGCCCACUCCCACCUCUCCUGGCGGCGCGACGGCUUCGAGGACGACGCCGACCAGCCCGGCACCAGCCGCGACUCCUACGGUUGUUUCGGCGACGCCGACGCGUUCGGCAAAGCCGAGAAGGGAUUUUCGGAGCGGCUCUUCUCGCCGACGCCGUGCCGGGAGGAUCCGGCGCUCUACGAGUCCACCACGACCGUCUUUGGGUCGGACAAGACGGAACCGCACGGGUUCCACCACGCCAGGAAGGCGCCGCCGCACCAAAAUUCGGCGUUGGGCGGUUUCUCCUCGCCCAAACCCUUCCCACAGCCACCACGGAGAAGAUCCACCACCCAACACCCCGAUGGUGACGGUGGCACCGAGGACGAGCCGGAACCGCGGCACCGCCACGCCGCCGCCGUGCCGCGCGCCGCCAUGGAGCUGAAGAGGAGUUUCGGCGCCGUUUUGAGGGACGUGGACCCGGCGGUGGCCUCGGAGGAGCAGCGGCGGCAGCUGAGGACGGCGGUGCCGGUGGUGGUGCUGGAGGAGCUGCGCGGUCGCCGCGGCGGCGCCGGCAAAAAACCGCGGGGAAAAGCGCUGAAGAGAAAACCGGCAUCGGCAUCGGUGGUGGCAUCGGCGUUCCUGCCGGAGGAACCGCUGCCGUUGGACGUUCUCCUGCUGGAGGCACCUCUGGAAGCUCCUCUGGAGCUGGAGGAGCUUCUGGGCUCCUCCAUGCUGAGGAACGAGGAGAGGAAAUGUCCCUAUUGCCCCGACCGGUUCCACAACGGCAUCGGUUUGGCCAACCACGUCCGCGGCCACCUCAACCGCGUCGGCGUCAGCUACAACGUGCGGCACUUCAUCUCCGCCGAGGAGGUCCAGGCCAUCGAGCAGAAGUUCUCCUUCCAGAAGAAGAAGAAAAAAGUGGCCAACUUCGACCCGGGCACGUUCAGCCUGAUGCGCUGCGAGUUCUGCGGCGCCGGUUUCGACACGCGGGCGGGGCUGUCCAGCCACGCCCGCGCCCACCUGCGCGAUUUCGGCAUCACCAACUGGGAGCUCACCGUGUCCCCCAUCCACAUCCUCAAGGAGCUCCUGGCCACCGCCCCCGAGCACCCGGCGCUGCUUCGGGCCAUGGGGGCCUCUCCCGGCCGCGACCUCCACCGGGACCUCCACCGGGACCUCCACCCGGAUCUCCAACGGGACCUCCACCCGGAUCUCCAACGGGAUUUCCAUCCGGAUCUCCACCCGGAUCUUCACCGGGAUCUCCACCCCGAUCACCGGGAUCUCCACCAGGAUCUUCACCAGGAUCUCCACCAGGAUCUCCACCGGGAUCUCCACCCGGAUCUCCAUCCGGAUUUCCACCCCGAUCACCGGGAUCUCCAUCAGGAUCUCCACCAGGAUCUCCACCAGGAUCUCCACCAGGAUCUCCACCAGGAUCUCCACCAGGAUCUCCACCAGGAUCUCCACCAGGAUCUCCACCAGGAUCUCCACCAGGACCUCCAGUGGGAUCUCCACCGGGACCUGCCGAAACCGGCGCCGUUCCCGCCGCCGUGGGGGGACGGAGCUCUGCAGAACUACAGGGACGUUCUGGCUCCCGACGAGGACGAUUUGGUGGCCAUGGAAGUGACGUCCCCUCCUCCCAUUCCCAAAAAAUCCGGGAAUUCGGCGCUGGAGCCGCCCCCGCCCCGCCUCGGGACCAAACUGAGCCCGGAGCCCCCCGGCAGCAAAGCCGAGCCCCAGGACUCCAAAGCCCCCAGCCUGACCACCUGCGAGGUGUGCGGCGCCUGCUUCGAGACCCGCAAGGGUCUGUCCAGCCACGCCCGUUCCCACCUCCGCCAGCUCGGCGUGGCCGAAUCCGAGAGUUCCGGGGCGCCCAUCGACCUCCUCUACGAGCUGGUGCGGCACAAACCCAAACCCGAGGGCGCCUUGGCCAAAAAAUCCGCCGGUUCCCCCAAAGAGCCGCCGCCGCCGCGGCCGCCGCUGCUGCUGCUGCCCAAAUCCGAGGGUGCCGUCAACAAAGCCAUCAAAUCCCCGCCGGGCUUCGGCUCCCCGGGGCUCCGGAAGGCGCUGCCGGCGUCACCCAAGGGUGCUGAGGAGAAGGGGGCCAAGCUGGCGCUGAGCCCGAUGCCCGCUGAGGGAAAGUGGGUGCCCGAGGAGGACGGGCCGCUGAAUCUUACCUCGGGCUCGGAGCCGUGCCGCGACAUCCGCUGCGAGUUCUGCGGGGAGUUCUUCGAGAACCGCAAGGGGCUGUCGAGCCACGCGCGCUCCCACCUGCGGCAGAUGGGGGUGACCGAGUGGUACGUCAACGGCUCUCCCAUCGACACCCUCCGCGAGAUCCUCACCCGCCGCCGCUCCGGCCACCCCAAACCCCUGACCAAGAGUCUCCUGGCCGGGCUGACCCCCCUGGAGCCCCCACGGCCGCCGGGGCCGGAGCUGCACCUGCCCGGGCUGGGCAAGAAGCUGCUGAGCGCCCCGGGAGCGGCGCCCGGCGCGGCCUCGCCGCCGCCCACCGCGCGGAAAAUGUUCCCCGGGCUGAGCCUGCACAAGAAGAUGAAGCAGGAUCAGCUCAGGGUGGAGAUCAAGAGGGAGAUGAUGGCGGCGGGAGGAGGAGGAGGAGGAGGAGGAGGAGGAGGAGGAGGAGGAGGUGGGAUCCAUCCCGGAGAGGCGCCAGCGCCGCCGGACUCGGCCUGGGCGGCGCACGAGGAGAUGGCGCCGCUCAACCUGUCCUCCCGGGCAGACCCGGUGCGCGACAUCCGCUGCGAGUUCUGCGGGGAGUUCUUCGAGAACCGCAAGGGGCUGUCGAGCCACGCGCGCUCCCACCUGCGGCAGAUGGGGGUGACCGAGUGGUCGGUGAACGGUUCUCCCAUCGACACCCUCCGGGAGAUCCUCAGGAAGAAAUCCAAACCCUGCCUCAUCAAGAAGGAGCCGCCGGCGCCGCCGGGGAUGGAGCCGGCCGAGGACGGCGCCGAGCCCAAACCGCCGCUGCCGGGCAAAGCGCUGCCCCCGGGCUUGGCACUGGGCAAACCGGGCUCGGGUCUGGCCUUGGCACCGCUGGGAUCCAAAAAUCCCGGAGCGUUCCUGGCCACCAAGAGGCCGCUGGGCGAGGAGAGGCUGGGCGGGCACGGCGAGGCCAAGCACAAAGCCUUCGAGCUGGGCUUCAAGGCCAAGGCUCUGCACGACAAGGCCUGUGAGUCCUCAGGGGAGGCCUGCUGCGAGCUCUGCGGGCUGUACUUCGAGAACCGCAAGGCCCUGGCCAGCCACGCCCGGGCGCACCUGCGGCAGUUCGGCGUCACCGAGUGGUGCGUCAACGGUUCCCCCAUCGAGACGCUGCGGGAGUGGAUCCGCCACCGGCCCCACAAGGCCGGCGCCUACCGCAGCUACAUCCAGGGCGGCCGCCCCUUCUCCAAGAAGUUCCGCAGCUCGGCGCACCCACGGGAGCCCCGCGGCGCCCACGCGGUGCCCUUCGCGCCCAAGGGUGGGCUGGCGGCUGAGGCGGCGCUGGGAGAGGGUCCCAAGGGCGCCGAGGGCACCGAGAGGGCGCUGGGCUCACCCCUGGGGCUGCUCAAGGUGGAGGAGCAGAGGGGCAACUUCAGCAAGUUCGAGCGGCGCCAGGCGCGGCCCCCGGAGCCGCCGCAGCCCCGGGACACCGACGGCGGCGCCGAAUUCCCGCGGAAACUUCCGGAGCCGCGGCCGCCGCCGCGCGUGCGCCCGGUGCCGGCGCUGGUGCCGCGCCCGCCGCAGACCUCGCUGGUCAAGUUCGUGGGCAACAUCUACACCCUCAAGUGCAGGUUCUGCGAGGUGGAAUUCCAGGGCCCUCUGUCCAUCCAGGAGGAGUGGGUGCGGCACCUCCAGCGCCACAUCCUGGAGAUGAAUUUUUCCAAGGCGGAUCCGUGUCGGAACGAGGCGCCCCCGGAGCCUCCGGCCCUUCCCGACGCUCCCUGAGGCUUCUCCCAAAAUUCCCAAAAAUCCCAAAAAAAAAACCCGGAAAAUUCCGCCCGGGAGCGGCGGCGGAUUCCAGGAGCACUACACCCAUCCCGGCGGGAAUUCCCCGGGAAUUCCCAAGAACAAAAAUUCCCAAAUUUUUUUAUCCCAAAGAACCGGCGGCGGCGUCUCGGCGGCGCCCCGGGGAGGGAAUUCCCGGAAUUCCCGGAAUUCCCGGGGGGAAAAGUUGUGGAUUUUGUACAUUUGGAGCUGUAAAUUCCCUUUUUUUUUUUUUCGGUUUUUUUCCCGUUUUUUGGGGUUUUUUUUGGUUUGUUUUUUUAGAUGUCGGGAUUGCCUCAAUUCCCGGGUUGCAUGUUCCCAAAAUUCCCAUUUUUUCCCCAAGCAAAUCCCGCGGGAUUCUCCCAAAAUUCCCCCGGCGGCGGAUCCGGGAAAUCCCGCGGGAAUGAAUCCCCAAAAUUCCGGGAAGAUUCGGCUCCGUUUUUUUCCCCCAAAUUCCCGUUUUUUUGUUGUUUGUUUUUUCCCGUUUUUUUCCCCCAAAUUCCCGUUUUUUGUUGUUUGUUUUUUUUUCCCGUCGUUCUCGGUUUUAUUCCCGUUUUUUCCCUCCUCAUCCCGAAUUUUUUAAACUCUAGAUUUGUGUAGAAAUCCAAGGGAAAAAAAAAAUAAAUCCAUUUUUAUUUGGGAAUCCCGAAACUUCCGGAUUUCGGAAGGAAUUUUAACGGAGAAAUAUUUUGGGUUUUUUUUUCCUGUUUUUUUUUGUUUUUUUGGUUUUUUUUAAUUUUAUUUCCACGUUUUUCGGGACGUUUCCGGCGGUUCCUGUACCCGGGGCUGGAGAACGAUGGAUUAAAUUCUUCUGGAGAUGAA
This is a messenger RNA of Taeniopygia guttata (zebra finch), 6685 nucleotides long. The record is from RefSeq and is a predicted model, not a curated record. Lineage: Eukaryota; Metazoa; Chordata; Aves; Passeriformes; Estrildidae.